Molecule: messenger RNA, 2043 nt
Organism: Armigeres subalbatus
Lineage: Eukaryota; Metazoa; Arthropoda; Insecta; Diptera; Culicidae
Exons: 1
Coding region: 1-2043 (680 amino acids)
Molecular function (GO): RNA-DNA hybrid ribonuclease activity; nucleic acid binding
Source: RefSeq, a predicted model, not a curated record
AUGGAGCGAAUGGUAAACCGGCGGCUGACCCACUACCUCGAGUCUACAGGUAAACUAGAUGACCGACAACACGCCUUCAGACCCGGACGCGGUACAGGAACGUACCUUGCCUCCCUGGGGGAGAUCCUCGAUGAAGCCAAGUCCCAAGGUAAGCACGCCGAGCUGGUGUCCCUGGAUAUAUCGCGCGCCUACAACCGCGCGUGGACCCCCGGUGUUUUGAAGAAGCUGGCACUCUGGGGUGUCUCCGGCAACCUCCUCCACUUCAUUAAGAAUUUUUUGUCGGACCGCUCCUUCCGAGUGCUCCUCGGAAACUGCGUAUCCAAGCCCGUGAGGGAGGAAACCGGAGUGCCCCAGGGCUCGGUUAUCGCCGUGACGCUAUUCCUUGUCGCCAUGGAAGAAGUGUUCGCCGACCUGCCAAGAGACGUGUACAUCUUAGUAUACGCAGACGACAUCCUCCUAGUGGCAGUGGGCGAGCACCCCAAGAAGCUCCGGAGGAAGAUCCAGUCCGCCGUCAGCAGGGUAGGCAGAUGGUGCCUCUCAGCUGGCUUUGUUAUGUCUGCCGGUAAGUGCGUGAGAACGCACGUUUGCCAGAGUAAUCACCGACCCCCCGGCCAGCCCAUCGUACUUAACGGUGCAACCGUUCCCACCAAAUCAUCGGUCAAACUCCUGGGAGUUACAGUGGAUCGUCACCUGACCUUCGCAGAGCACUGCAAAAGGACCAAAGAAGCCUGCAAGGUAAGAAAUAAUAUGAUGAAACUGAUUUCCAGGAGGAGGACCCGCAGCGACCGAGGCCUACGCCUUCGUGUAGCGGACGCAGUGAUCACGAGCCGCCUGCUCUAUGGCUUGGAGCUCACCUCGGUGAACCUGCCGGAAAUCACCCGCUCCCUAGCCCCGGUGUACAACCGCGCGGUUAGGUUGGUUUCAGGGCACCUUCCAUCAACACCCGCAGACAUCGCUUGCGCCGAGGCCGGCGUAAUACCGUUCCGCCACAAAGUUACUGCCUCCCUCAGCACCAAAACCGUCAGUUUUCUCGAGAAAACCAAGGCCUCCAACAGCACUUGCCACCUUCUCGGCAGGGCCGAUGAAGCGUUUCACCAUACCACCCAACAACCACUCCCCAAGAUCGCUGGACUUCACCGCCUCGGUCCAAGGGACUGGGCCUCCAGGGCCCCGAAAAUCGAUUGGUCUCUAAAAGCCCAGCUACGCAGAAACCCCAACCAGCAGCUGGCUCAGCGACUUUUCGGUGAGCGGAUUAACGCCAGGUACAGGACACACACGGUCAGAUACACCGAUGGAUCCAGAGCCGCCGGCAAAGUGGGUAUCGGAGUCGACUCUACCGACGGUUCGACUCAGUCCCACAGGCUACCGAACACCUGCUCCGUCUUCUCGGCGGAAGCCGCUGCCAUCUUUCAAGCGGUGUCCCAGCCGUGCAGCGGACCCAUGCUGAUCGUGUCCGACUCGGCUAGCGCCCUCUCCGCCCUGCCCUCCGCAGCAAAUCGCCAUCCAUUCAUCCAGGCCAUCCAGGAGAACAUCGAUGAAAAGACCACCCUGAUGUGGGUCCCUGGCCACGCUGGCAUCGCUGGCAACGAAAGCGCCGACAUCUUGGCCAACAUCGGCAGAGCCAGUCCACUGAUUACCCGCAGCGUCCCGGCCGACGAUGCGAAGCGCUGGAUUAAACAGCAGGUGAGCAAUGCCUGGGCUAACGAGUGGCACAAGGAGCGGAACCUAUGCAGAAUGGUUAAGGGCUCCACCCUUCCCGGAACAGACCUGCCCAACCGCCGUGAGCAGAUGGUGCUGUCCCGACUGCGUACGGGGCACACCAAUCUAACGCAUAACCUGGGCUCUGGGGAUUUCCACCAUCGCUGCACCACCUGCCAAUGUAGAAACACCAUCAGUCACAUCAUCAACAACUGCCCUGAAUACGAAGGAGCACGGCAAGCCAACAACAUCGGCAACGCGGUCGAGGCACUCAACAACAAUCCCAUCAACGAACGACUGCUUAUCAACUUUUUAAAGGAUAGCAAACUAUACUACCGGAUUUGA